UUGGACAGAGGAAGGCCAAUUGACGAGAAGCAUGACUUCAAACGCAGGUGAAGAAGGAAGGACAGAAGAUGGAAUCGGAAGAGGGGAAGACGUGGAAGAUUUGGAAGAAAAAUUGGAAAGCUUGAAGCAAGAAAAAGCAAAAGCAAAGUCGGCGUUCACACGUGCAAGAAAGCAGUUGUUGGAACUGGUGGAAGAAAUGGAUCUACCAAACAGACAUCAGGUUCGAGAUGGGCAAACGAAAUUGGACAGCACACAAGAAAGGGCACUGAAGAUCAUGAUCGCACUGUCAGAGCACUAUCAAUGGCAGAAGAACGGAACAGCAAGACAAAAAGUUACUCAGGAAAUGGAGCAAUUGGUGCAAGAAUUCGAAGAGACCCACAACAGAGUACAGGAGUAUCUGGAUGAACGAAGAGAUUCAGAAUCAAGUAAGACAGCGGGAUCUUACAACCCACGAGAGGAUCGAAAGGUAAGCCUUGGAGCACCUAGAUUUAAUCAAGAGACUUAUUUGCCAUUUCAGGAAGCGAAAUUUGAUUCUUCUCAAUUUCACAACAAUUCUGAGCGACAAGAGCUUCAGCACAAGUCAACCAAUGUCGGUGUUGGCGCGAAAAGAAGUCAGUUUCCAAUGACCCCGGAGGAACAUUCACAGCAACUGCAACAGUCAGUCAGAUUUGGUGGUGAUCACAGACGAUCUGAGCGAUAUUCACACGAAGAGUCACUUGGUCAGGACAUGUGGCGACAGCUGCAGCGUGUUGCGAUUCCCGUUUUCUCUGGUGACAAGCGAAAGUAUGAGAACUGGAAAGCUGCAUUUCUGGCUUGCAUUGACAGAGCUCCUGCGACUCCUGAAUACAAGCUGCUGCAGUUGAGGCAAUAUCUAUCUGGCGUUGCACUGGAAGCGAUCGAGAAUCUUGGCUUUUCUGGAGCUGCAUAUGAAGCUGCAAAGGACAGGUUAGAGCGAAAAUUUGGUGGCAAGAGGAGGGAAAUCGCAAUUCACUUGGAGGACAUGGAUAAUUUCAAACCAGUGAGAGAUGGAUGUUCAAAAGACAUAGAGAAGUUUGCAGAUCUACUUGAUGUUCUGGUGGUGAAUCUACUGGAGAGUGGACGUCACGAUGAAUUGGGAAAUGGAUCUCUCUACAUCAAGCUACUGAAGAAACUUCCAGAAACACUGCUGACGCAGUACAAUCGAUGGAUCUUUGAGAAUCGAAGAAGAGAAUGCGUUGAAACACUGAAAGAAUCGACAUGGAUCUCAAAUUCGUUGGAAUUGUUCUUCUGCUUGCCGCAGCAGUUUACACUGCCCAUGUUGAAGAGGACAAGGAAGAAGACCCUGAAGCAGCAGCUUAUGAAGACUUCGACGAGGAGGAUGAGGUUGAUUAAGAAAAUAUUUCGGAACUUGCAAAAGACGCAAAAAGGAAGGGACGUUGGGACCAAUUCUUUUCAGUCGGAGGAAGAUACUGCAGUUGCAAUAUGCCGGCUGCACUGGGAGACGAGCCAGAAGAAGUUCAAGAUGCAAAGUCUAAAAGGAAAUUUAAAACUUCUUUGGUCAAACUCAUUAGACCAUACUUCAAAGCCGUGAGCCUGAAAUGCCACUGCACUGCUAACCGCCGUGUUGUGAGGCUGUUGCGUACCUACAUUCGGCUAGAGUCGCUGCAUUUAAAGCGAAGGUCGAAUUCAACAGAAACCUACGUGCCUUGAUCAAGGCUGUGCCAAGGCACAGUGGACGUUAAAGAGACAGAAUCAGUUCUGACCUUGGUUUUACCUUCUUAGCCUAACUGACCCAUUACUUAAAAGGACGUUAAGAGGAACUUUUUUCUCUAAGCUGUUUGUAUUUCUUGAACAGAUUUAUAGAUAGCAUGUUUUUAUUUAGCUUUUAUAUUA
Rhopilema esculentum is the source of this 1872-nucleotide messenger RNA. NCBI's taxonomy places the organism in Eukaryota, Metazoa, Cnidaria, Scyphozoa, Rhizostomeae, Rhizostomatidae. The record is from RefSeq and is a predicted model, not a curated record.